This is a messenger RNA of Ctenopharyngodon idella (grass carp), 11542 nucleotides long. It is a transcript of the gene fbxo41, whose product is annotated as F-box protein 41. The coding region runs from base 613 to 3030 and encodes 805 amino acids. The transcript has 13 exons. Gene Ontology annotation, molecular function: protein binding. Lineage: Eukaryota; Metazoa; Chordata; Actinopteri; Cypriniformes; Xenocyprididae. The record is from RefSeq and is a predicted model, not a curated record.
CAAACUGUAAGGUUGCUUCUGAAUCUCUGCACUGCGCUUGUUACAUAUUUGAUCAGCUGUUUAACAUUAUCAAACAACAAACCUCUGGAAGACAACAGACCAAAGAUUAGACAAUUUUGAUUUUCUAUUCAGCGGCACAAAUAACAAAUGUUAAGCCUGGACAACGUUAAUAAGUAAUUGCUUUAGCCUACAUUAGAGCUCUCUUCUCCUUUUGACUUCAUUUCAGGAGAAUCUUUCCUUUAAUAUGCACGUCCAGGUCGGGAAAAGAAGCUUGGUAUCCACCGCAGUGUCUAGGUUAAAUUUGGCGAAUGGUUUGUCCAGAACGACCUACUGUGCAUUUGAGGACGAAAGGUUUUGACCCUGAGGAAGACAGAUUAAGCACCAGAAAGAGGCCUAACAGCAGUCAAGACCUUACUGAAGAACUAAUUUAAGAACUUGUGACUCAGAAGGAGCAUGUGUGAUGAUCCCCUGUUCCUCGCUCAGCCUGUACCAAACCCAGCGGGUCUGAGAUGAGUGGUCCUCUGUGGUGCCCGGCCGCUGUCCCUGCGUGCUCUUGGCAGCGCUUGGUGGCGUGAGCAGAUUGCUCCAUCCUGGCAGCCACGGGAGCGUGGAAUGGCCUCUUUGGACCUGCCGUACCGUUGUCCUCGCUGUGGGGAACACAAGCGCUUUCGAAGUCUGUCUUCUCUACGCGCCCAUCUGGAGUACAACCACACCUACGAGACCCUAUAUGUGCUGUCCAAGUCCAACAGCGUAUGCGAUGCUGCUGCGCUGCUCCCCCUAGUGGCUGACGGAGCCCUGGCCGCCGAAUCUCGUUUUCCAUACCGCGAAUUGCCCUGCUCGGGCGAAGAGCUCGGCCUUGCCCCCUCGUCUACUGCUUGCUACCUGCCCAAUGUGGAGUUUCCCCUGGGUGAGAUCCUGGUGAAGACAGCCAUGAGCUCCGGCGACGCCUUGUCCUCCACAGGGAACAAUGCUGUGGCGGUGGCUGCUAACGUGGCCGCUAGUGCGGUGGAGGCGGCUUAUGAGGAGGGCCUGGCUCGGUUGAAAGCUCGAGCGUUUGAGAGGCUUGAGCUGGACGAGAGGCUCGAGAAGUUGUCGGAGGAGGUGGAGCAAAAGAUUGCGGCGCGUGUUGGCCGUCUUCAGGCAGAGCUGGAGAGGAAAAGCUCGGAGCUGGAAAAGGCAAAACUGGAGAGUGAAAGGCUCAGUCAGGAGAAGCAAGACCUGGAGGACAAGGCCACAGAGCUUUCGCGGCAAGUGGACGUGUCGGUGGAGAUGCUGGCCAGCCUUAAACAGGAUCUGGUUAAUAAGGAGCAGGAGCUAUCACACAAACAACAAGAGGUGGCCCAGAUCGACCAGUUCCUGCAGGAAACAGCUGCGCGUGAAGCCAAUGCUAAACUGCGUCUUCAGCAGUUUAUUGAAGAGCUGUUGGACCGGGCCGACCGUGCUGAGAAACAGCUCCAGAUUAUCAGCAGCUGUGCCACCACCCCCAACGGCAGCCUGGGACACUGCAGUCUGCAAGGAUCCAAACCUAAUGGACGACAGAGAAAUUCCAGUAUCUCCGGGGCAUCCAGGGGAAUGUACCAAGUGUCCGAUCGACGUUCCUCCCCCAGCACUGCCGCAUCAGGUCGAGGGAAAUCUGUCUCCCAGGGUUCAGGAGGUUACGACAGUGACAGUGUGGACCUCCAUGCUCUGGAGGACUGCCCUGAUGCUCAAUACUACCACGUCCAAUGCCGACUUGGGGAGGGUGGCGGAGGAGGAGGAGGAUACGAAAGGACAGGUGCUUCCCGGAGCUGGGGUCUCCGCAAACAGGCCAUCCAGAACUGGCAGCGUCGGCCAUACCGGAACAGCACGGAGGGAGAGGAGGGUGAUGUGUCUGACGUAGGAUCCCGAACCACAGAGUCCGAGGCCGAAAUGUGGGAGCAAGACAGGAGAGCAGAGCACGGGGGUAACCGUGGAGGAUACAGACUAGCACCAGGUCGUUCUGAAGGAGGAUAUAAGCCUUGCCGCCAUGAGAAAAGCCCCUCUAAAGUAAACGAGGUGAUCAGUCCUGAGGUGCUGAAGAUGCGUGCUGCUCUCUUCUGUAUCUUUACCUACCUGGAUACAAAGACACUCCUGCGGGCGGCCGAGGUGUGCCGGGAUUGGAAGUUUGUGGCUCGUCACCCAGCGGUGUGGACCAGAGUUCUGCUAGAGAACGCUCGCAUCUCCUCAAAGUUCUUGUGCACUCUGUCUCAAUGGUGCACACAGACGCAUUCCCUCAUCCUCCAGAACCUCAAACCCAGGCAGAGGGGGAAAAAAGAAACAAAGGAGGAAUAUCUGAAGAGCACACGUGGCUGUCUUGAGGAGGGUCUGGAGGCUUUGUUGAAAGCUACCGGCAGUAAUCUGCUCAUCCUGAAGGUGUCUCAUUGUCCAAAUCUGUUGACUGAUCGCUCUCUGUGGUUGGCAAGCUGUUAUUGCAGGGCACUACAGGCUGUCACAUACAGGAGUGCGACAGACCCUGUUGGACAGGAGGUUAUCUGGGCAUUAGGAGCUGGUUGCAGAGACAUCAUCUCACUACAGGUGGCGCCUUUGCAUCCAUGUCAGCAGCCAGCACGCUUCAGUAACAGGUGCUUGCAGACUAUUGGCAGAUGCUGGCCACACCUGAGAGCUUUGGGUGUGGGCGGGGCUGGCUGUGGCAUACAGGGAUUGGCUUCUUUGGCAAGGAACUGCAUGAGGCUGCAGGUGCUUGAGUUGGACCACGUCAGUGAAAUAAAUCAGGAAGUGGCUGCUGAGAUGUGCCGAGAAGGUCUGAAGGGUCUAGAGAUGCUGGUGCUCACCUCCACUCCUGUUACCCCUAAAGCCCUGCUUCACUUCAAUAGUGUGUGUCGUAACCUGAAGUCUAUUGUAGUUCAGAUCGGUAUAGAAGAUUACUUUGAAGACCCCAACAGCCCCGAGGCCAGAAAACUCUUUGAUGAAAUGGUGAACAAGCUGCAGGCACUCAAGAAAAGACCUGGUUUCUCCAAAAUCCUCCAUGUGAAGGCAGAUGGCUUGUGCUAACUCUGCUGUGUUGAGGCCAGAGCCAUAUGAAGGUUCACCGAAUAUUUCAGCCUGAUCGAGUCAUUCUCUCCUUGAUGAAACGAGGAAGAAUCAAACACUUCCGCUUCAGUUUGAACCCUAAACACCAGUCUACCACACCAAGACGGGCGCAUCUGUUAGCUUUGACACGACGCAACCAAAUAGAGGAGCUUGUAAAGAUAAUACAUAACAAACUCUACGAGAAGGCAUGAUUACUUGCCCUGGAUCCCGUUCCAACAGUCAGACCCAAUUCAAAACAAGUUACGAUUAUAGACUAAGGAUUUUUCUCCUACUUGCCAAACGCACUAAACUUUAAAAGAGAACAUGUUGUCUCUCUUCAGAGCACAGCGCUGCAGGAGGGAACAGUCUCAUAUUCCAGAUUAACCUGAAACAUAAAAUCAACGUGAAAUCCAAACAGCACAAAUUUAAAAUGCACAUGCGUAAGUUAUUAAUGUGGGAGUGUGUGUUUGUGUGAUCAGAUCGAUUGUUUCCCCAACAUUCAGCAAAGAGGCGCAUUCGUUCAUUAGUCGUCUGGAUGCUUCAACCAGCCAUAUUACUUGGACAGUUUCGACAUAACAUAAUCACCAGCUUCAAACAUGGCUUACCAAGACCCUUCUUUAGGGGAUGCCGUGUCUCCAUAGAAACUACUAUUAUACUUGCAGAUAUCUUGUGUCCAUAAGCACGAGUUCAAACCGAAUGCAGAAGCCAAUAAACACAAGCUCCGCUGCCUCAUUCGUGUCAGACCCUCCCGUUCUUUAUCAGUAUUUCCAUGACCAGGGUCUCUCUGGCAAGAGAUUGUUUCUCAUCAUCUGUUGUUCCAGACUGAUUUGCAAUGCCUUCUCCAUAAUGUGCCAUCCAUAGCUUCGACAUUUUGUUUUCGAGGUUGAAUUUUGGUCAUUCCCAAUGUGCCAUUAGUGAAUCAGUGAAUAGUGAAUUCCCUACAUGGUGUGCACUUAUCUAAAGGGAAUUUAAGGGCAAAUUCACGUAGUGAUGGAUAGAGACCAGCUCAUGGUGCUGUCACCCCAAUCUACGCCUACUGUUUCACCUCAGAUGUCAACGUCUCCAUCUCUUCCAUCACUUACCGUUCAAACUUCUGAUGAAGUUCUAUGGAACUCAGGCUGGUGGCGUGGAAUAAAUCCCCAUCUGCUCUGUUGACUUCAGAUGGUACUUUCCAUGUUCUAAAGGUAGACACCACUGAAUGGAGAAUUCAGAUUCUGAGUUCUGAAUGUACACACUGCACAAUCGAAUAGAAGGGAUGAAAACAAAUACAUACAGGUGUCACAUUAGGUUCUUCACGGAAUCUAUAAGAACUGCACUUUGGAAAUGUGUGGGUUGGGUUUUGGCUCCUCGGACCUUUAAUUGUUGAAACUAGGAAGUACGUUAACAUUAACAAUAGCCAUAUUAGGCUGGUGCAGUCAGACUAGAAAAUGAAAAAUGAUUCUGCACAGCUGAGAUUGAAUUCAGUAUUCAUAGCCUUGUUUUGUCAAGGCCAGCAUUGUGAAGUUAACAUUUUCAUUUGUUUUUUUUAAAGACAACAGGUUUAUUUACUGGGAUAUUUUUGAUGCACUUUUGAGUAGAUCGCAUGACAUGUCAGGUUUUGCUUUCUGUUUGAAUAUCACUCCAUGGUUAGGAAGACGUUUACUCUGAAAAUGAAUGUUAGAGCACUUAAAUGGUUUUAGCUAGAAGUCAAUCAUACAAAAAAAAUAGAAUAUGUCAUCCUUUUUUUAAAGAAAAAUCAUGCUGAUGCAAUAAUACUGAUGCAAGUAAUGGUCUCGACCGCUCUCGGUGCUGUACCACUUACCCAUCAGGCAUUUCUGCUCCCCUUGGCCAGUCUCCGAGCUGAAAUCACACAGUCUAAACGGUCUACUCUGUAGGAAACUUUUUCCUCGUCGAAGCAGAGACCAGGAGACGUUGGGAUAUCUUUUAAGCAGAAGUUACUCUUUAUUGAGAAACGUGCUGUGGGUCGCUGUAGUCAUCCAAGUCUAACUAAGGCAGUGUACUUGGUAGUUCAUAUACAUUCAAGGGGGAGGGAUACAUAGAGUAGAGGUGGAGACAAUCUAAACAAAGCAUGCAAGUGCAGUGCAGGAAUCAGCCCAUUCCCUACAUUUCCCAGCCAUGAUCUAAUCAGCAUAACGGUGUCAUUCAAAUGCAUAGGUGUUAAUCCACUCAGUCUGACAGCAUGGCCCAUACCUUUACAUUAUCAUAGAGACAAAGUCACAGCUGUAUCUUGAGCCAAAUGGUUAGGAAGUGCAUGAAGACAAAAGGUUAAUGUUACAGACACCUGGGCUGCCUGCCUUGAUCUCCUUAAAUUGUCAUUAUCUUUACCUCAGAAUGUUAAAUACAAUAUACUUCACCUUAAUAUUUCAUGUGAGGUUAUGUCAGGAUGUAGGAUCAGCAGAUCUUAAACAGAUUCUUAAAUUUGUAAUCCCACAGUCCCCCCUUUGAGAGUUCUAAUAACUCUCACAUAAUACAAAUUUAAACCUUCUUAAAUCCCUUCUUUAACCUAUGUUUGUUAACAUAAGUCCCAUCUUCCAGUCAUGUAACUUGUAACAGAUACAGGCACAUACAUCUUAUUCUAUGUCGUGUCCAACAUUUACAUAAGUGUUGUUCUUUAACUUGAGUAUACUGUUGACACACAUAUACAACGCAGGGUGGUAAUAUGUUGUAUAAACUACAUGAUGACACAGAAAACCAUGUAGCAUAAGCGUGGAAGUCCUAAAAGUCCAUGGCGCCUGAAUAGCUGUGGAGUCUGUUCCCUGUAGAGUCCAUUUCCAAUGCAUUUCCAUGUUUGUCCCAAGUUGCUCAGAUGAUUCUUUGUCAUUGUGCAACUCCGAGUUGCUCAGAUGACUCUGUCUUCAUGAAGGUUGUUCAUGGAUAUCUGAGGUGAUGCUUUACACCAGGUGCUGCUUAUGAGCUGUCAUGGCAUAUACACAUACCUGCAACACAAGAAAACAAAGAAACAGCAGACCAGCAGUAUUCAUGCAUAGACUUUAGUACGUUAGACCUCUGAUGAUCGUAUAGUUUUUCUGUCUAACUCUGAUCAUCAUAAACUCCUAGUGAUCGUAUAGUGGUUUUGUUCCUUUUUUUUAACCUAGUCUUAAUCAAUUUGACACCUAUAGACCAGUAAGGUGGGGAUAAACUACUGAGAGGGGGAAACCUAUGAGGAAGUCUUCACCACAGGGUUGGCCCCCGAGGCCUGUUGCACUUCGGUUCUUCCCUGGGCUCCUCACUGGUCUGUGUGUCCUAUUCUCUCCCUGUAGUUAAUUUGUUAACUUUACUGUGCUACACCUCCAUCUUCCAUUGAAACAUCAGUCAUAGCAGACAUCAUAACCCACAGAGGAUGGAUAAGUGAAUGGAGUGUGCUGUAGCAUAACAUUUAAGGCUGUGAGUGUACUUAACCAGUGUACCCCAAAUGGUGGAAGUGACAGUCAACUUUCUUUUGUUCAGAAUGAGUCUUUCAGCUUUCUUGUAGAUUACUGGGGAAAUUAAGCACUCACAGCCCAAAUGGUUAGCAUGUCAGUAAGCUGUUGCUCCAAGUGUUUGGAGAAGAGGGGAGGGGCAGUUUCAGUGUAGCAAGUAGACUGAGUAGGAGCUGAGUAAAGCUGUUCAUUUCUUUAAAUGUCUUUUUGUUUUUCCUACACUCUUUCAUCCAAUGUCCAGGUUUACCACAGUAAUGACAACUGCCUUCUCUCUUAGGACAUUUACGUUUCUGUCGAUUCUCUGUGUUGACCUUAAAGGAUGCUGCUGCAAUCUUUACUCUUGUCUUGACAUCUGAGUCUCUUUCCCAAAUAGCUAACCGAUCUAAGUUGUUUUGCAGAGUUCCAUUGGACCAUGUGAGGUCUAAGAAAGGCAAUGCAUUUUUGUAUUCUGAUGAGAGCCCAUCAAACCACAUGCGGACCAGUGGUCCAUUAUCCUUUAACACCUUCUCUGGAGUGUCUGCUAUUCCACUGUAUGCUGCAGCUGACUGACAAAAUCUUUCAGUGUACUCACUUACAGUUUCAUCCUUCUUCUGUACACAACUAGUGAUCUUUGACCAGUCCACCUUUGGUCCAACAAGGUUCUGUAACACUCUCAGAACUCCUUCUCUCAAUUCACCUUUGCUGGAAUGCUGAAACUCAGAAUUAUUUACAGCACUUUCAAAAUCACUGAAUUCUGACUCUUUCAGGAUUUGUGACAUUAGCUGGGUGACUUCAGCUAGGGACAUAUCAUAGAGCUUCAUUUUCCUGGACAACUCUGUCCUAAACUCAGAAAAAUUUCUCUGCACUGAUGGCAAACUCUCAGCAAGUCUUUCUAUGUCUUCAGGACCUAGAGCUGUACUGACUGCUUGUAACUGGAGUAUGGGGGUUACAGAUGUAACUGUGUCAACACCUUUUACCCUACUCUGAGCCUUUUGUCUUGCUCCACACACUUCAACUGCAUUUACAUCUUUAUCCAUGAAUCCAGUAUUGCUAUUGCCCUCUAGUCUACAGAAAGACUCUAAGUCAGGAUAGCUUUCAUCUGACUGUUGGUCUUUUGAGUCACAUUUGGUUGAGGCUUUGUUAAGGCCCAACUUCUGCGUGAGAUGAGACACUCGAGUGUGCAACUGUUUGUUCUGCUUUUCUAACUUAGCAAUACGUUGGAUUUGUUCUUGUGCAAUGGAUAGACUAAAUUCUCUGUGGCAGCAGAUAAUGCCCUUCAUAUUUUUCUUCCGAAUACAAGCACCAAGUACCUUUUUGCAUUCUUCAAUAGACCAAACUUUUUCUGGAUGAAUCCCAAAUUUCUUUGUCAAAUCCAAUCUGACUGACUCAGUCACUAUUGAGUCCAUGUGCUUUCCUAACAAUGAUUUGAACUCACUAUCUGUCCAUAAAGGGGUAGCUAGUCCACCUUUCUCAGUUGUUGGAAUUAGUCUAGCGUUCUUUCUCAACAUUUUGUAAUGUCUUUCUGGCACAACAAUACACUUCAACACUUCCCUGACAGAGCAGAGGUUAACCUAGUUAAUACACAUCGUAAUAUAUUCAACCUUCUCUGGUGAGCAGAGUAGAACCAACUUGCUUCCACACUGUAACAGUUGUAACCUUCCCUGAAUUAACAGAGGAUGAACCUUCUUCUCUAGCAAAGUAGAUAAUGACUAUUCUGUUAACACACCACCUUCCCUGAUUAAACAGAGGAUAAACCAAUAUUAGCAUGUGAUACCAAUCUUCCCUGCCUGAGCAAAGGAUACCAAUAUUAGCACGUAAUGCUAAUCUUCCCUGCCUGAACAAAGGAUACCAAUAUUAGCAUGUAAUGCUAAUCUUCCCUGCCUAAGCAGAGGAUACCAAUAUUAGCAUGUAAUGCUAAUCUUCCCUGCCUGAACAAAGGUUACCAAUAUUAGCAUGUAAUGCUAAUCUUCCCUGCCUAAGCAGAGGAUACCAAUAUUAGCAUGUAAUGCUAAUCUUCCCUGCCUAAACAGAGGGUAAACUUCAUCUCUAAAAGAACAUUUUUAGAGGAUAACUUAGUUAACCAAACCCUACAGCUGUCUGUUAACUCUUCUCUGACGGCGCAGAGGAUAAAACUUGGUACUGGUCUUAAUGGUUCUUUUGGAUAGAGUAUCACUCACCAACCCUUGGGUGUACAGGAAAAUUCAGCUUGGAUCUUCUUUUGGAUCAGAUCUUUGUUGUGCUUGAAGUUUCAAUCAGGAUUGAGGUGAGAAGCUCUAUCCGGGUCACGGCACCAAAACUGUAGGAAACUUUUUCCUCGUCGAAGCAGAGACCAGGAGACGUUGGGAUAUCUUUUAAGCAGAAGUUACUCUUUAUUGAGAAACGUGCUGUGGGUCGCUGUAGUCAUCCAAGUCUAACUAAGGCAGUGUACUUGGUAGUUCAUAUACAUUCAAGGGGGAGGGAUACAUAGAGUAGAGGUGGAGACAAUCUAAACAAAGCAUGCAAGUGCAGUGCAGGAAUCAGCCCAUUCCCUACAUUUCCCAGCCAUGAUCUAAUCAGCAUAACGGUGUCAUUCAAAUGCAUAGGUGUUAAUCCACUCAGUCUGACAGCAUGGCCCAUACCUUUACAUUAUCAUAGAGACAAAGUCACAGCUGUAUCUUGAGCCAAAUGGUUAGGAAGUGCAUGAAGACAAAAGGUUAAUGUUACAGACACCUGGGCUGCCUGCCUUGAUCUCCUUAAAUUGUCAUUAUCUUUACCUCAGAAUGUUAAAUACAAUAUACUUCACCUUAAUAUUUCAUGUGAGGUUAUGUCAGGAUGUAGGAUCAGCAGAUCUUAAACAGAUUCUUAAAUUUGUAAUCCCACAACUCUAAGUGCUUUAGUCAAGGCGAGCACUUCUAUGGUGCAACGUUCUACUUCCUGUCUUAAAACACAUAAUGGGGCUUGAAUUAGCGGAGUGGAGUAUUCACACAAACUGCCUGAGGUUACUUCAGGAUGGCUGUUCAAAUGAAGCAAUGUGGACCAGAAUGGAAACUGCAAGACCAUCUUAAAGAAAGAAGUUGCAGAUGUAGAACAGGGCAACUUACCCACAACCCCACACAAUGACUUUUCGCGUGUACUGGCACUCUUGUCUUCUGAAGACUUUAAAAAAAACUGUAUGUAUAUGUUGUUUCUAUAGGAAAGGAAUUAAAAAACGGUGUAAAUAUUUGAAAUGUAACAAAGAAAGAGACAACCUGAAGCGUUUAACGGGUAUCCGCCUGUAAAUGGUUUCCUGUGUGGUGCCCAUACUGACUUCCAGAGUUUAAAGGUAUCGAAUUUGCAGUAUGCUGUGUAUGAUAGAUGCUUUAUAUUGAAUGUGUAUCAGAGUCCUAUAGAGAUGGAAAUAAUUUAAACAGAGUACAGUUUAUUUCAACUAUUUAUUUCUAUAAAAGAGAUGUCUAUGAUGAUGGCAUGUUUGUGCUAAAGCAUUAUAUAUCAUGUUGCCUUUUCAACUGUUCUGCUGUAGAUGUUAUUAGAUUAUUAGAUCUGAGCGCUCUGGAUUACUGCUUGCUGCCUUUCAUUUUUAGACUGAGCAACCGUUGCACCAUUAUUAUGAUAAAAGGUAACCGCUAAUGUUUAGUAUUAAGCCGUUGAUGUUCUAUUUUGUUUAACGUCGAGCCUUUUUAAAGAAUCUGACAUGUAAUGCACUUUUUUUUAUCAGAGCACUUCCAAUGCUCUGUGAUGGUUGGUUUCGUAUAAUUCAUGUGCAAUUCCUCUUUUCCUAAGCUUUGCACUGGAAGACUAUCAGCUUUCCAUUCAUCAUGUGAUCGGUCCGUUCAAUAGCGUUAGUGACUUUUUAUGAAACCCUUGCAGUGGACUUAUUUGAUGCAUAGCAUUAACCUGCAAUAUAAAAAAAUAAAUAGUAAUAUAUAUAUAAAUAUAAUUGCUUGGUCAUGUAAAAACAUUCAAACGUUUUUGUUUUUUUUUUGCUUUGACUUCAGUAAGUGGUGAAAGUGAUGAUGGAUUAAUAGUGUAAGCACUUUGAAUUUGAAAUUUUGACUAAAAGAGAUUCUCAAACCCAAAACUGUAAUUGAUACUGACAGAUUUAGAAAAUGGUUGUAACUUGGAGGGAAGAAAAGGGGAUCGAUCACAGAAUGAAGACCUGAAGCAGUCAGAAAGAUAAAUAUAACUUUUAUGUAAGCAUAACCAUUGUUUCUGUUCCACUGAACAGAACUUCUUUAAACAAUCAGUUAUAGUGGUGUGAACUAUUGUUAGGUGCCAGAUGUUGUGACAAUUCAUGUGUAGCUGUAAUUGUAACCAUCAAAUCAAUGACCUAUUAUUAAAAGUAUGUCAAAAAGACAAAUCUACAAACAGAUGAUUUAUUAAUUGUGGAGAUUUAUUAAUUGUGGAGUAUUAUCAGCUGUUUUGUUCCAAUUACGUUUUGUGGAAAAUAAGACAGAAACGGCAUUUACAAUCUAAACAGCCAUAUUCAAACUCCACAGCCCUGGAAUGAAUAUAACAAUGUACAUCAUUUAUUUUAUUUCUGCUACUCUAGCCAUUAAUAUGGUAUUCAUUCCUUGAUUUGGCGAUAUUGAUAUAUGGCUUCCUCGAUGUUCAGCUUUGUGCCGUUGUGUUUUUUAGUCAUUGUCAUUACCUCUUAGGCUCUCGUUUGAAUGAUUGUAUUUUAUGCCCAUCUGUCUGAACUGCUUUCAUGCAUUACCUCAAACAUCUUCUGGCAACAUAAAUUAAAUUGUGUUGCUUUUUUUAUACCAACAGAUUGCAUUGACGUUAUUUAAUGAAUACCAUGCACAUUCUCUGCUGUUGCACAAAAAGGCAAUUCAUUACCCAUAGUUUAAUAUUUAUUGGAAAAUGUUCAUGUUUAAACAACUUUCUUGCCUGUGGGAACAAGUGACUGCAGACUUUUUUUCUUUUCUUUUUUUUUUCAUUUGUUGUAUUGUUGUGGCCUGCUUAAUAGCAUUUCUUAUUGUCUUUUCGACCGGUUAUUCCAGUUUGCGAAAAGCUGAUUAUAAGAGUGUGAUGGAAUUGUUUACAUUCCAAAUCUCAUGCCAUUUUGUUCCAGGCAUAUUCUAUGAGUUCUAAUAAAAAUCUGAUAUAUAUACUCA